AUGGCCUCCGGUUUCUCAUUGCAGAUGGUCCAAAGCCCUCACCUCACUUUCCAGGGUCAAGAUGUUUCAAAUGCGCAUAGGCUACAUAUGAUAAAUUCAUGGUCAGGUUACUCCCAAACUCGAACUUUGAACUCACCUGGAAGAGCCUUAACAUUGAAAUUAAACUAUGUAUCAAGUUUCCCUGUUACCCAACUUUCUAAAUCUCCUUCCUUUAAAUACCGGAGAAUGGUGUGCAACUCCAUGGCAAAUGAUGUAGAGUUGCAAGCAAAAGUGACAACCAAGUGUUUCUUUGAUGUUGAAAUUGGUGGUGAACCUGUUGGUAGAAUUGUGAUGGGCCUUUUUGGGGAUGUUGUUCCAAGAACUGUUGAGAACUUCCGUGCCCUCUGCACAGGAGAGAACGGGUAUGGUUACAAAGGAUGCUCAUUUCACCGCAUUAUUAAAGAUUUCAUGAUCCAGGGUGGUGAUUUUACUAAUGGAAAUGGAACUGGUGGAAUCAGUAUUUAUGGAUCCAGGUUUGAAGAUGAGAGCUUGGCCUUGAAGCAUGUUGGACCCGGAGUAUUAAGCAUGGCCAAUGCAGGUCCUAAUACAAAUGGAAGCCAAUUCUUUAUUUGCACAGUAAAGACUCCAUGGCUGGAUAAUCGGCAUGUUGUUUUUGGACAUGUGAUUGAUGGAAUGGAUGUUGUGCGUGAACUAGAAUCCCAAGAGACAAGCAGGUCAGAUAGCCCUCGGUUGCCAUGCAGAAUUGUUAAUUGUGGGGAGCUACCAAUUGAGGGCUAAUAUCCUGUUCAUGUGAGAGAAUUUUGGAUGAUACACUGUAAGCUCUUGGCGGGGAUGUGCUAUUGUGCUUAAUCAUUUUUAGGGUGAAAGCUUG
Molecule: messenger RNA, 871 nt
Organism: Durio zibethinus
Lineage: Eukaryota; Viridiplantae; Streptophyta; Magnoliopsida; Malvales; Malvaceae
Biological process (GO): protein folding; protein peptidyl-prolyl isomerization
Cellular component (GO): cytoplasm
Molecular function (GO): cyclosporin A binding; peptidyl-prolyl cis-trans isomerase activity
Source: RefSeq, a predicted model, not a curated record